AAGAAGAUGACAGAGAUAACACAUGAGCAAAUCUCACGCAUGUUUUUGCUCCAGAUUCCGCCAUGGAUGUCGCUUCUGCUCGGAGCAUCUCUUCACAUCCUUCAUAUUAUGGAAAACCGAUUUGUUCAUCGCAAUCAUCGUUGAUUCGGAUUUCGAGGGAUAAAGUGUGUUGUUUUGGUCGUAUUUCUAAUGGCACAGCGAGCUUUAGUACUUCCCUUCAUGCUGUCCCGAGUGGAAAAUUUAUGGGCGAAACAAGAAGUACUGGCGUUCAAUGGUGUAGCCGCUCUUUAAGAUGGGAUCCUUACAGAUUUCAUGAUAAGAAAUCACUCGGAUUAAGUGAAUUGGCAAGAAAUAUCACUGUGAGAUCAGAUCUUUCAGGAGUUGCAACCCCUGAAUCUUCUUAUCCGGAACCAGAGAUUAAGUUGAGCUCAAGACUCAGAGGGAUAUGCUUUUGUGUUGUUGCUGCCAUUUCUGCCACUUUUCUCAUUGUCCUGAUGAUUGUUGGGCAUCCGUUCGUCCUUCUCUUCGAUCCCUAUAGGAGAAAAUUCCAUCACUUUAUUGCUAAACUUUGGGCUUCCAUAAGCAUUUAUCCGUUUUACAAAAUCAACAUCGAGGGUUUGGAGAAUCUGCCGUCAUCAGACACUCCUGCUGUAUAUGUUUCAAACCACCAAAGUUUUUUAGAUAUCUACACACUUCUCAGUCUUGGAAAAAGCUUUAAGUUCAUCAGCAAGACAGGAAUAUUCGUAAUUCCCAUUAUCGGUUGGGCCAUGUACAUGAUGGGUGUCGUUCCCUUAAGGCGGAUGGACCAAAGAAGCCACGUGGAUUGCUUAAAACGCUGCAUGGAACUCUUAAAGAAGGGAGCAUCUGUGUUUUUUUUCCCAGAAGGAACACGGAGCAAGGAUGGUCGGUUAGGUCCUUUCAAGAAAGGCGCAUUUACGGUGGCUGCUAAGACGGGAGUUGCAGUAGUUCCAAUAACGCUAAUGGGAACAGGCAAAAUCAUGCCAACAGGUAGUGAAGGUAUACUGAACCAUGGGAAUGUGAGAGUGAUCAUCCAUAAGCCAAUACACGGAAGCAAAGCGGAUGAUCUUUGCAACGAAGCGAGAAGCAAGAUUGCGGAAUCCAUGGAUCUCUUAAGCUGAUCUCGGACGUUGUUGUUUUUGCAGCGUCUCUGAUGAACAAUGAGAAGCUAUAAUUUUUACAUGUGGGAGACUUAAAUAUGUUGAGAAUUUUUUUAGUCAAUUCUGAUGCUCCAUUAAUGACAUUUAAAAGAAAAAAUCAGUUUUUGGUUUAAUAUUAAAUUUUGUCAGAUUUUUGUA
This is a messenger RNA of Arabidopsis lyrata subsp. lyrata, 1316 nucleotides long. Its product is annotated as 1-acyl-sn-glycerol-3-phosphate acyltransferase 1, chloroplastic. The transcript has 7 exons. Gene Ontology annotation, cellular component: membrane. Gene Ontology annotation, biological process: phosphatidic acid biosynthetic process. The record is from RefSeq and is a predicted model, not a curated record. Lineage: Eukaryota; Viridiplantae; Streptophyta; Magnoliopsida; Brassicales; Brassicaceae. Gene Ontology annotation, molecular function: 1-acylglycerol-3-phosphate O-acyltransferase activity. Bases 63 to 1139 code for a protein of 358 amino acids.